Pelodiscus sinensis (Chinese soft-shelled turtle) is the source of this 559-nucleotide messenger RNA. Lineage: Eukaryota; Metazoa; Chordata; Testudines; Trionychidae. The record is from RefSeq and is a predicted model, not a curated record.
AUUUAGUUUUUAAUCUUUCUUCAGCCCAUAUAGCUGUAAAGAAUCCCCAUGCAUUUUGAUUUAUAUUCCUGAUGGACAUACAAAGGAAAUGCCAACAUCUGGCUCAAAAGAGAAGACGAAGGCAGAAACUGCCAAGAAAGAGGCUAGCUCUGCUUCAAAGGGAAAGUCUGCUCCACUUGUUGCCAAUACCAGCAGCCCUGCCUCUGCUGCAUCUGAAGACCCCCUGGUCUUUUACAACAGAGUGGUGGCUCAGGGAGAUGUGGUUCGUGAUUUGAAAGCUAAAAAGGCUUCAAAGGAAGAUAUUGAUGCAGCUGUGAAACAGUUAUUGGCCUUGAAGGUGGACUACAAGGAGAAGACAGGCCAAGAGUACAAACCUGGAAAUCCUCCAGCAGCAGCUGUAGCAGUAUCAAAUGUUUCUUCUGUGUCCGAGACCUCCAGCAUUCUGGAGAGCAAAGAUCUUUAUGAUAAAGUAGCUGAGCAAGGGGAGGUGGUCAGAAAACUGAAAGCUGAGAAGGCAUCUAAGGUAUGUGUUUUAAAAACCUAAUUAAGACAAUGGUAU